CUUUGUCUAAUAAACAGUUCAUCUACUUUGCGAAUUGCGAUUGUCAUGUAACCUACGACGAAUCUUAGUUUUAACAACUGUUACUCCUUUCCUCUCCAUUUUAUAAGGAAAAUAAUAAAAAAUGGGGAUAUUUUUUGCAAAAAAGAAACAUCCUAGUCGGGUGACGGAGCAGGAUAAAGCUGUUUUGCAAUUGAAGCAAACAAGAGACAAAUUAAAACAAUACCAAAAGAGGAUCGAGCAGAACCUUGAAAGAGACAGAGAAAUAGCAAAGAAGUUGCUGAGAAAUAACCAAAGAGAACGUGCACUAUUAUUGCUACGUAAAAAGAAAUUCCAAGAACAAGCUUUAAUCAAAGCUGAUGGUCAGUUGGAUAAUUUAGAGCGCAUGGUGCAUGAUUUGGAAUUCGCACAAGUGGAAAUAAAGGUUGUAGAUGGACUGAAGCUUGGCAAUGAAGCCCUCAAGAAGUUGCAUGCUGUACUAUCAAUUGAUGAAAUUGAGAAAGUCAUGGAUGAAACAAGAGAAGGAGUUGAAAAGCAACAAGAAAUUGACGAACUACUUUCAGGAGCAUUGACUGAUCAAGAAGAGGUUGAUGUUGAAGCUGAAUUAGAUGCACUGAUAACAGAAGAAGCUGAGAUUACCACACCUGAAGUACCAUCCGAGGUCCCACUGCCAGAUGUACCUCAAGAUGAACCUGUCAAAGAAAAAGAAAAAGAAAAAGCACCUAAAAGCAAAUCUCAGGAGCCUGUUGCAUUAGAAGCAUAAAUUUGACUGUAUCGAUUGUUUUUAUAUCGCUUAUCUGUAUAUAUGUACAGCUAAUACUUAAUAUUUUCAUCGAAUAGACGUAACAGUUUGUAAGUAAAAAUGGAUUUUUUAAAGAAUGGUUUUAUCAUACUGUGAGAGAACUUUGAUAAAUGUAGUUUCAAAAAAUUAAGAUUGUUCGAACAUAAGUGUUUCAUGCUCUGCAUAACAUACACAUAAUGUGCAUAAUUUAACAUCUUUACAUGUUAGACUUAUACCAGGCUGAUACUAUUGUCAUUGUGGCAAUACAAUGUGAUAUGAAAGAUAUGUUAGUAUUCAUUCGAAUUGAAUAUUCCGGACUACGCAAAGUCUUUAUUUAUUGUUUUACUGUGUAAAAUAAUUUGUAUAAUUUUUCUCAUUGAAAGACAGAAAGUAAUUCAACAAUAAAUUACUAAACUGCAACAUUAUCUCAGGUUUGAGCAUUUUGUUGUGGAAAAAGUCAGUUGCUUUAGAUUUGAUAUCUGUUUACGAAAACUUAUAUAAACGUUUAUCACCAAUAAAAAUAAACUUCAACGCUGAAA
Molecule: messenger RNA, 1317 nt
Organism: Nasonia vitripennis (jewel wasp)
Lineage: Eukaryota; Metazoa; Arthropoda; Insecta; Hymenoptera; Pteromalidae
Gene: Vps20
Product: charged multivesicular body protein 6
Exons: 4
Coding region: 122-760 (212 amino acids)
Biological process (GO): late endosome to vacuole transport via multivesicular body sorting pathway; vesicle budding from membrane
Cellular component (GO): multivesicular body; ESCRT III complex
Source: RefSeq, a predicted model, not a curated record